AUGGCUGAAGCCCUCAGAGACUUGCUCGGCUUGGAUGCGCCGUCUGAUGCUGCGGAUCUAGAAUUCUUGGAGUAUCUCGAGAGCCUCUCGCUUGAGUCCGUACUCUCGUCUGAGCCUCAAGCACUUGCUCAAAUCUCACAAUCGAUGCUGCGUUCCAUACAGGCCCUGUCCAAGCGAUCUCACAAAUACAUGGUGAAUUCAGCAAUUAGGCAUUCCUCUCUACAAGAAACAAUACGAGACCUCGACCUGAGGGCAUGUGAGCUCACCGCAACUGUACCUCGCCUCGACGCCGAAGCCGAACGUUUUUCCAGAUCACUUAGCAAAUCAGGCGGUAGUCAGAUCUUGGCUCAGCGAAAAGAGGCCCUUCAUCUUCUCGAAAAUUCCGAGCGUAUCGUCGAUCUUUUGGAGCUACCCGCCCUUCUACUCUCUGCUGUUACCGCCAGUCCUCUCGGAUACUCCACAAGCCUGGAUUUGUACGGCCAUAUUCGACGACUUUCGUCCCUCUACCCAGAAUCAGAGCUUGUGAGAUCUGUCAGGUUGCAGGCAGACGAUGCAAUUCGUCAGCUCGCCAUUGAUUUGAUCACGUCGUUGACGACCCCCAACCUGAAACUCGCGGCGGCGCUCCGCACCACUGGAUGGCUGAAGCGAAUUGUUCCAGAGUUGGUCCCAGAUUUGCCUGCGGGGGAUUCGUUGCCCGCCGUAUUUCUGAUCUGUCGAUUCUCCAAUCUCAUAACAACUCUGGAGGCAUUAAACCCCCUGCGAGAGCUCGCUGAUGAAGAACGCCGGCGUCAGCAUAGCGCAGGCCAAUCUUGGUCUGGUGGCCAGCAAACGGAGCGCUUCUUGAAGAGAUUCAUCGAGGUGUUCCGAGAGCACAGUUUCAACAUCAUAUCAAUCUCGAAGAACGCGGGGGUGGCGAACCCCUCCAAGUCCAGCCAUCAUUUUGUUUCCGGUCUAGGGUCUGGCAUGUCUACUGCUAUAAUAUUACAGCCUCUCGAUCUUUUGAAAACGAGAGUGCAGCAGUCCGGCCAACCAACCUUGUACAAGUCAUGGCUGGAGCUACGUCGCUCCCCUAAUCAGCUCCGGGCUUUGUGGAGAGGCACUCUCCCGUCUGCGAUUCGCACAGGAUUUGGCUCUGCGCUCUAUUUCUCUUCACUCAACGCCAUCCGCCAAUAUGCGGCUCGCUCAAACGUGCCAGGGACUGGCCAGGGCGGCAUGGCUGGUUCUACAGCAUUGCCCAAGCUAUCGAAUACGGCGAAUCUACUUUCCGGGGCCGUGGCGCGAACCUUGGCCGGAGUUGUCCUCAUGCCUUUAACUGUUAUUAAAGUACGAUUCGAAUCCAGUUUGUACUCGUACCCCUCCCUCUUCAGCGCGGUGAAGGAUAUCAAAGGGCGAGAGGGCUUCCGCGGCUUCUUUUCGGGAGUUGGUGCUACAGCAAUGCGUGAUGCGCCGUACGCUGGUUUAACUAGCUCAAACUCAGAUGCCAAGACCGUUAUGGGCACUCCCUUGGCAGGCUCCAUCAACUUCGGCUCUGCAAUUCUGGCCGGCGCCGCAUGCUCCGUCGUCUCAAAUCCUUUUGACGCAGUAAAGACGCGCAUACAGCUCCAGCCACAAAAUUAUCGCAAUAUGGGUCAGGCUUGGUACAAGAUGAUCACCGAGGAUGGGUUCAGAUCUCUUUGGAGUGGCUUGGGAUUGCGCAUGGGACGCAAGGCUCUCAGCUCCGCUUUGGCAUGGACAUUGUAUGAGGAACUCAUUCGAAGAUACGGGUCAUUGUAA
Messenger RNA from Cordyceps militaris CM01, 1773 nucleotides. Its product is annotated as mitochondrial carrier protein, putative. NCBI's taxonomy places the organism in Eukaryota, Fungi, Ascomycota, Sordariomycetes, Hypocreales, Cordycipitaceae. Gene Ontology annotation, cellular component: mitochondrion; COG complex; mitochondrial inner membrane. Gene Ontology annotation, biological process: glycine import into mitochondrion. The transcript is spliced from 4 exons. Gene Ontology annotation, molecular function: glycine transmembrane transporter activity. The record is from RefSeq and is a predicted model, not a curated record. Bases 1 to 1773 code for a protein of 590 amino acids.